This is a messenger RNA of Trichosurus vulpecula (common brushtail), 2023 nucleotides long. Its product is annotated as sialic acid-binding Ig-like lectin 13. The transcript is spliced from 10 exons. Lineage: Eukaryota; Metazoa; Chordata; Mammalia; Diprotodontia; Phalangeridae. Bases 292 to 1947 code for a protein of 551 amino acids. The record is from RefSeq and is a predicted model, not a curated record.
AUCCACCUCCUCUCCCCUUACUCUGGACAGUGUCAGCUCUACCUGUUCCAGCUGGGGGGAGUAGGAGCAGGAUCUAAGAUAGACUGGGGGAAGAGGCUGAACAAUCAGGCUAGACUUGAGUAAAGGUUCCUGUCGGGGACCCAAUGCCUGCUCAUUUGAUGCAUCAUUUCCCAGGGUUGUGGGCUUGCCUCCUUUUUCUCUUUACAACUUGGGACUGGUCAGACAGAAGAAACCAUGAAGCCUGGGGAGUGACAGUGCCCAGACAGAGCCUGUAACUCUCCUGGUUCAGAGAUGCUCCUGCUGCUGCUGCUGCUGCUGCUAUCCUUGGGGGGGUCCCAAUCCCAAAAAGAAGGAUAUGCAUUGGUGGUGUCACCGCCAGAGAUGGUUCAGGAAGGGCUCUGCGUCUAUAUCCCUUGCGCCUUCUUCUACCCUGGUUCCUGGGUCUCUUCUGCCACCAUUAAUGGCUACUGGUACAGGAGAAGACCCAUGGUUGAUGAAAGUGUUCUUGUGGCCACAAAUGACCAAAGCAGGAAGGUGGAUGAGGAGGCCAUAGGAAGAUUCCACCUAGUGGGGGACCUUAUGAAGAAAAAAUGCUCCCUGAGCAUCAUGGACAUCCAGAAAAAGGACAGCGGAGAAUACUUCUUCCGUAUGGAGAGAGGAUGGACAGAAAAAUUCAGCUACUUAAAUUAUCAGGUCAAUCUGGAUGUGAGAGCUCUGACACAGAAGCCAGACAUCUUUAUUCCAGGAAUCCUGGAGCCUGGGCGCUCUGUGACACUGAUGUGUGCAGCCCCCUGGGUCUGUGGGGAGGGAACACCCCCCACCUUCUCCUGGUCAGGGGCUGCUCUCUCCAACCUGGAACCUAGCCAAGGGACUCGCUAUUUCUCUGAAAUGACCUUCACUCCGAAACCCCAGGACCACGGCACCAGCCUCACCUGUCGGAUGACCUUCCCUGGGGCUGGAGUGAGCACGGAGACAACCAUCCAGCUCAAUGUGGCUUAUCCUUUGAGGAACUUUGGAAUCAGCGUUGAUGGGGACAACAGAACAGGCUUGGAGUCCUCAUCAAACCUUUCUGUCCUGAAGGAUGAGUCCUUGAGAUUGCUUUGCCAAGCAGACAGCAACCCUCCCGCCAUUCUGAGCUGGGCCCACAGGGGCCGGGUGGUGCUUUCCUCCUGGCCCUCAGAUCCUGGGAUCCUGGUCCUACCGCUGCCCCGGCUCGGGGUAAAGGAUGGAGGGGAAUAUAGCUGCCAAGCUCAGCACCGGCUGGAGACCAAGCGAGCCUCCAUGAACCUUUCUGUGCUAUAUGCCCCAGAAAACCUGAAGGUCAGCGCUUUGGGGCCAAACAGAACAGCUGCUAUCCUGGGAAAUGUCUUGUCUCUGGUGGUCCUGGUGGGAGAAUCCUUGCAACUGGAGUGUGUUGCUGAUAGCAGUCCCCCUGCCUACAUGAACUGGGUCAAGGGGAGCCAGCCUUUGAAUGCCUCCUUUCUCUCCAGUCCUGGGAUCCUGGGUCUAGAACUGUCCCACGUCCAGCCAGAGGAUGGAGGGGAGUACACCUGCCAAGCUCAGAACCCAUGGGGCACCAGGCACAUCUCCCUCAACCUCUCUGUGCAAGAUAGAACAAAUGCAGCUGCUGUUGAAUUCUCCAAAGGGGCACUUUUGGGGGCUGGAAUCAUGGCCCUUCUCAUUUUCUGCCUCGUGUUCGCCUAUAAGAAGUUUCCGAGGAAGGAGCAGCUAGAGACAGGGGAGCUAGGGACCACAGACUCCCAGAGCAGUAUGGAAGUGGACUAUGUUAAUCUGGAGAUGAAUCAGGGUGGAGUCCCCAGACCGCCUCCACCUGAACCAGUCACCCAAGCCCCGCCAAAUGAGCUACAUUAUGCAUCCCUUAACUUCAGAAGACCCAACCCAAAGAGCCAAGGGAUAGACACCGAGUACUCGGAGAUCAAGUUCUGAUCUGGGGCAAAUGGGAUGGGAGGAGAAAUAAAGAGAAUGCACUCUCUGCUGGAAAGGUGCUCAUUCUGUCCAGAGA